AGCACAUCGCUAUCGCACAAAUCGCGGAGCGAUGGGCAUUCUUGAAAACUUAUAUUUUGAUAUACAGAUCAGCUAUUUAGGUGGUGUGAUAAUAAGGGGUACUUUUCCCAUCCCCUUGAUGAAAACCGAAAUAUCAACGCUUCUAAGGAUUAGAAUUAUGUAUUUUUAAUGGUCGAGAUAACAUUUUGAAAACAAAUAAAUUUCCACAAAGUUAACAAAUCGAUAAAGAUAUAUAAUAUGCCCAGGCCCAACCACAUUCCUGUGUGUGUUUUGACCGUAUCCCAAUGUCAGUGGCCAGCGUCUAGACUCAAGUAGUGUACUCUAGCUUGUUAUGAUGGGCCUGUUGGACAGGAGACUCCUCUUCUCCUGCCUUGUUGUCGGCAUCUUCGCUAUAACUUUUCUACAAGAGGCAGAAGCCAAUGGUGGAGAUUGGUACAAUAAUUAUAAUCACAAAAACAGGUAUAAACACUACUAUCACACUAGAGGCUACAAUAACGGCUACUACAACAAUGGGUCGUCUGGAAAAAUACCAUGGUCCUGGUCGACAUUCCUACAAAUGCUCGCGUUCGUGUUUGGGGUACUCAUUUUGUCUUUUAUGUUUUACUGCUACUGCUGCUACUCUCCCCCCGUCCCUGAAGAAGAACAGCAGGCAGCCAGGGUGGCCAAUUUCCUAAAACAUCAAGAGGAGCAGAGAAACGGCAACUUACCCACCAUCGUCCACCCGCCCGUCACCAACCGCCCGGACAACGAGCCGCUUCCAGCCCCGGAAAUGAAAAUGCCUCCGCAGCACCCUGAAUGGGGGACGUCGGAUGUGCCCUCCUUCGCGCCGCCGGACUUUGCGACCGCCACCGCACCACUCCUGCCACCGGGAGUUCAGCCAGUGGAUUCCUCGACUAACCAGCCGCCCAGAGCUCCAACCCCGUCCUCCACCGCACACACGAUGCCACCACAUAUCGGCUUCAUUAUUCCGCCCCAAGAUCCAGCGAAUGCGAGUGUACACUUUGGAGGACGCGUAGGAGCAGAGUGACGUUAAACGUUAAGUCUCUUGAAAAAAAUAUUGUGCAUAGCGCUUCUCAUCAUAGCAUAUUUAUUGUAUAUAAAGUAUAUUACGCUUUUAAGGUUUUAUUGGCAGCCAUGCGUGUUGAGAUAUUAACGGAAACUUUAAUGCACUGAAUGUUUUUGUAUUUUACGCGUUUUAACAGGCAGUUUCUGGUGCUUUUACCCCUCUAUUUUCCAGUAUACUUUUAUAUACUGAUAUUUUAUUGUGUACUUGGAGAUUGAGAACUUCAACUCAAUUGAUAUUGCCUUGGAAAAAAUGUGUUCAAAUGAAAUGAAAAAGUAGGAAAAAAUGUAUAUUUACAUUUACAAGGAGUUUAGGCACUUAUUGUGAUGUAAAGAAUAAUGUAUAUAUAAUACAUAUAAUUUUCUGAUUGAGCAAAAUUGUGAAUUACAUAUUUAAUUAAUAUAUUUCUUACAAAAUAUUUACGCAGGCUAGAAGCUGCUGAAAUAACUACUCAAUUGCCUUCAUACUAAUACUAAUGCGAUUCUGACCUGUCGAGUUUUGGUAGUAUGAUUGCGAUCUUUAAUUAGUCUUAAAAAAAUGUGCUAUUGCGCUUUGACAAAAUAGGCUGAAUAAAAAUGGAUGAAAUCCGCGCCCCUCUCUAGAUUAGAGGUCUCAGCCGUCUGGCGGGAGCGGCUUAGCCGAAUUUUUUGCCCGGCGGCAGGCGCAGCUGACAAUAUUAUCAACUUGAAGUUUGAUAGUGCUUAACAGCCCGAUGUUCCCGAUUUCAUUUUUUUCUCCUGCACUUUUUCAUUUUUGACCCUUUUUCACCGGCGGCUGGCGCAGCUUAGCCAGAUUCACGGAGGCUGUUCACAUUACCCAAAACUGGCCGACUGGCGCGGCGCAGCACGACUGGCUUAGACCUCUUCUCUAGAUCUUAGAAAUGCAAAGAACAAAAUCAAGUCUUAAAGACGAUAUUUUAUGCAUUUAUUAUAUACAAGAAUAAUAAAAAACGUGUUUCCGCCCUAAACGGUAAUGGUGAAUCAGCAGGUCCAGAAAAAGAUAAAUAAUUGUUUUAUUUUGUCAAGUGUUUUAUUAGAUCAUAACUCAUUUUCAAAUAUUAAAUAAGUCAGCAGUAAACAACAAUAAACAUCAAAUUAUUAUCCUAUAGUUUCAUCACAAACAAAAAAUAUUGAAUUAUUAUAGGAGUGCCACCGACAGAGAAAAUAUUUACUGUAUCAAUCGCUAAAGUGUUGGCCAAUAUUCUUUUAUAGAUUAGUAGAAGCAAAAAACAGUCGUUAUGUCUCUUGGUGCUUCAGUGCAUAUUAUAAAAUUGGGAUAGACUUCCUUUGCUAGAGCAUUAACCGUCAAGUAUGACAAAUAAUUAAGAACUUCAUUGAAACUUAGGAGAUAUACAUGCAUUUUUCGAACUUGUAGAGUUAUUGCAAUAUUUCUUUAAGAAUUGAAAGAAAUUUUCGGAUUUUUUGGUUUAAAAUACGAGGAAAAAGUGCUGAAAAUAUUAAAAAUUCAUUAUUAUA
Cloeon dipterum is the source of this 2538-nucleotide messenger RNA. RefSeq lists its product as uncharacterized. The transcript is spliced from 3 exons. NCBI's taxonomy places the organism in Eukaryota, Metazoa, Arthropoda, Insecta, Ephemeroptera, Baetidae. The coding region runs from base 332 to 1027 and encodes 231 amino acids. The record is from RefSeq and is a predicted model, not a curated record.